Messenger RNA from Guyanagaster necrorhizus, 1341 nucleotides. RefSeq names its product biotin synthase. Gene Ontology annotation, cellular component: mitochondrion. The coding region runs from base 94 to 1233 and encodes 379 amino acids. Gene Ontology annotation, biological process: biotin biosynthetic process. The record is from RefSeq and is a predicted model, not a curated record. NCBI's taxonomy places the organism in Eukaryota, Fungi, Basidiomycota, Agaricomycetes, Agaricales, Physalacriaceae. Gene Ontology annotation, molecular function: 2 iron, 2 sulfur cluster binding; biotin synthase activity. The transcript has 9 exons.
AUCUCCCCAAUUUCUUGUCGCCCUUGUUACCCUCCGACCACGACCUGCCUAGCCUCCUCACUGCCAGCAUCCGGAAUUGCCUGUACCACCGUAAUGUUUCGUUCUGCUGCCUGGAGGUCGCUCACGUCGACACGAACGCUGGCGACCCACGCUUCCCCAGCCUCCUUCCCGUCCAACCGGGUGACGCGACACGACUGGACGAAACAAGAGAUCCAACAAAUUUACGAUUCCCCUCUUCUCGAUCUCGUCUUCCGUGCUGCUUCUGUGCACAGGCAGCACCAUGAUCCCAACAAAAUACAGCUCUGUACCCUCAUGAGCAUCAAAACUGGAGGAUGUUCUGAAGACUGUUCCUACUGCUCCCAAUCGUCCCGGCAUGAUACCAGCAUUAAAGCUUCGCGCCUCCUCGAUGUCGAGCCCGUGAUAGAGGCCGCUCGCAAAGCAAAAGAAAAUGGCAGUACCCGUUUCUGUAUGGGGGCUGCAUGGCGCGAUCUUUCUGGACGUAAACGUGGCUUUGAAAGAAUCCUGGACAUGGUCCGAGAGGUCCGCGGCAUGGGGAUGGAAGUCUGCACCACUCUUGGUAUGUUGUCCCCAGAGCAGGCUCGUCAACUAAAAGAGGCUGGUUUGACGGCGUACAAUCACAACCUCGACACUUCGCGAGAGUUCUACCCUGAAGUCAUUACAUCUCGGACCUACGAUGAUCGAUUAGACACCAUAGAGGCUGUCCGUCAGGCUGGGAUUAGUGUGUGUUCCGGAGGAAUAUUAGGCCUUGGUGAAAAAGACGCUGACAGAGUUGGGCUCAUCUGGGAGGUUUCAAGGAUGCCUGAACACCCCGAAUCCUUUCCUGUCAAUGCCUUGGUGCCUAUUCCUGGGACUCCGCUUGAGGACAAUGAACCUGUUUCCCAUCAGAUUCUUGUUCGGACAAUUGCUACAGCACGGAUGGUUCUGCCAACUACUAUCAUCAGACUCUCAGCUGGUAGAAAUACACUCACUGAAGCAGAGCAGGCGAUGUGCUUCAUGGCCGGCGCAAAUGCGGUGUUUACGGGCGAACAAAUGCUGACUACUCCCUGCUCCCCCUGGGACGAGGACAAAGCAAUGAUGGGUCGCUGGGGUUUGGAAGGUAUGCGGAGCUUCGAACAGAUUAACGUUGCCCGGAAAGAAGAUGCUCAAAUUGAAAACACGGACCGGGCUGCAUCCAGACGCUCGAAAGAAGCAGAUCUGGGGGCUUCAACAUAAUUAGAUGGUGAGUGGAUUCCAGCGACAUAUAUCCAUUUCACUGCCUUGAUUACUUGUAUGUAGAUGAACGUACACGUCACUGAAGAACAGACGGAGGAUGUACACGAG